This is a messenger RNA of Prunus armeniaca (apricot), 294 nucleotides long. The record is from the annotation of a GenBank genome assembly. NCBI's taxonomy places the organism in Eukaryota, Viridiplantae, Streptophyta, Magnoliopsida, Rosales, Rosaceae.
AUGCCUGGAAUGGAUGAAGAGGCGCCAAUGUGUUGGUGUGGCAAGGCUGCUACAAUUCGAACCUUUUGGACAGAUUUGAAUCCUACGAGGCGAUUUUCCAUGUGUACAGCAAAGGCAUGGUUUGAUCCGGCCAUGUGUGAACGGUCAAAGACAAUGAUUCCUGGGCUUCUAAAAUCGCGGAAUAAGCUGGAGAAAUCAGUGGCAAAGGAAAGACAAAGAGAAAAGGUCAUUUUGGGUGUUGUUGGUGGCUUCUUGGUUUCUAUUUACAAGCUUAAUUUCGGGAGGGAUGUGUGA